GUUUUUAAAUAGGGUAUGGAACAACAUACCCUCCGCCUGGGUACCUCUCAGCACCACCAGCACCGCCAUACAAAGGGUACCCUCCACAGCCAGCAGGGUAUCCAUACCCGGCACCACCAUAGCCAGGAUAUCAAGGUUACUUCAAUCAAGGGUACCCUCCUCCACCACCACCACCACCCCCACCCCCACCCCCUCAAUCCCAGCCUUACCAGUUGUACCAUUGUGAGCAUUACCAAUACCAAAAUCAGAGCGGUUGUACCUCAUUCCUCCAAGGCUGUUUGGCUGCGCUUUGUUGCUGCUGUCUGAUGGGGGAAUGCUUCUACUAAGCCACUAUGAACUUUACAUAAUGUACGUGGGGUGUCCUCUAGUAAUUCUUUAUGUGAGGUCCUUGUAAUUUCUGCUCUCUGUAUCUCUAUUAUCUU
Messenger RNA from Camellia sinensis, 422 nucleotides. NCBI's taxonomy places the organism in Eukaryota, Viridiplantae, Streptophyta, Magnoliopsida, Ericales, Theaceae. The record is from RefSeq and is a predicted model, not a curated record.